UCAUGCUGCUGCCAGGUCCAGAGUCUCUCAUGGGUCCCUGUACGGCCUCCCAUUGCUGCUGUCUCCAUCGCCACACUCUGCCAUGUGCCACUUUCAGGUCUCCUCACACAUGCUGGUGUGUUCCAUUUUUUGUCAUAGGGUGCUGGCAGAUUACGGGCCUCCCAUAGCUGCUGCCAGGCCCCUAAUCUGCCAUGGGCCCCUGUACCGCCUCCUCAUGCUGCUGCCAGGUCCAGAGUCUCUCAUGGGUCCCUGUACGGCCUCCCAUUGCUGCUGUCUCCAUCGCCACACUCUGCCAUGUGCCACUUUCAGGUCUCCUCACACUGCUGGUGUGUUCCAUUUUUUG
Messenger RNA from Staurois parvus, 343 nucleotides. Lineage: Eukaryota; Metazoa; Chordata; Amphibia; Anura; Ranidae. The record is from the annotation of a GenBank genome assembly.